Molecule: messenger RNA, 831 nt
Organism: Blastocystis hominis
Lineage: Eukaryota; Bigyra; Opalinata; Blastocystidae
Product: DNA-directed RNA polymerase
Exons: 5
Coding region: 1-831 (276 amino acids)
Biological process (GO): mitochondrial transcription
Cellular component (GO): mitochondrial DNA-directed RNA polymerase complex
Molecular function (GO): DNA binding; DNA-directed RNA polymerase activity
Source: RefSeq, a predicted model, not a curated record
AUGUUCGCACUGCGGUGUAAGCAUUAUGCUAUAACACACGGACUACAGCGACUCUUCACUACUGCUCUUUUCUCCCGACAUCCCUUUCAAAGGUUUGCGUCGACUAGCUCAAAGCCAACAGAGCAGCUUGAUAUCGAUAAAAAGAACGGAGUUUUGGCGUACAUUCCGUUCGGCUCCGACUUCGAGUUAACUCCUAUAAUGGAUAGAGACAAACAAAAGCACCCAGACAGCACACUUAGUAAGGAAAAGAUGGCUGAAGCGGUGAAAGUGAAUCGUGAUCUACUCAAAAGACAACUUGAAUUGGAAGAAAACGCAAUCGACCUAGCCGUUCAGAAAUAUCAGGCUAUGAAAGCUGAGGUAGAGAAGAUCGGUCAGGGUGUGUCACUACGCCCUGCCCAAAUUCUUCUUGCGGAUUGGUUCGAUCCUCUUUCCACAGCAAUUCGUGAAGAGCAAUUAAACAUCAAGUACAGCUCACAAGGAAAAGGAGCCAUUUCCGAAAAGGCCAUUCAGCCCUAUCUCCUGCUUCUAAAGCCGGAAAAGAUUUCGAUUAUCGUUCUCCAUGAGCUGGUCCACAUCCUGAUGCAAAGCCCUGCUGGAAACGCCUACACCUUCUGCUGUGAAAACGUCGGCAAGAUCAUCAAAUCCGAAGCUAUCGCGAAAAUCGAAAGCGACAAGAAGCGCAGAUCCAAAAAAAAGGAGAUUUUCGUCACCGCUCCGCUCCCUGACACCGAUCUUGUGAAUUCCACUUUUUCCCCUGAUUUUGUUAGACAGAUUGGGCGCCGGAUAUUACUCGAUGGGAAAGUCGGAAUUCCAAAAAUCGCCCAGUUUUAG